AUAAACAAAUCAUAUCUGAGUUUUGUUUUCUAUCUCAAGAACCUUUGAGUUAGAGAACAAAACUCAGUGUUGUCUUUCAUUGAAACCAUUUAUUAUUUGUAAUAAUUGUAAGAAAAAUGGCAUCCAAUGGGACAACAGAGAAAAAGGCUGGCAAAUAUGCAUCCUUCUUCUCCGGCACACAAGACAAAUGUGGAGUUUGCAAGAAAACUGCAUACCCAUUAGAGAAGGUGACAAUGGAAGGAGAAAUCUACCAUAAAAACUGCUUUAGGUGUUCACAUGGUGGUUGUGUGCUUACAACAUCUUCAUUUGCUGCAUUAGAUGGUAUCCUCUAUUGUAAGAUCCACUUUGCUCAAUUGUUCAAAGAGAAAGGUAGCUAUGCACAUGUUACCAAGGCAACUGCCAUGAAGAAAACCUCAUCAGAAGCCAAGACAGAAGAUGAUCCAACACCAGGGGCUGAAGCUGAAGCUGAAGCUGAAUAAGAUGAUUCUUACAAUAGGGAUUUGAAUUAGGUGUUUUCUUUUUACGGGUUAAGCUACAUUCCAUUACUUUUUUUUUUCUAUCACCAUUCAUAAGUAUGACUUAUUGAAAAGUAAUGAAAGGGAUCUUAACUUCUGUUUAUUUUCA
Molecule: messenger RNA, 624 nt
Organism: Gossypium raimondii (Peruvian cotton)
Lineage: Eukaryota; Viridiplantae; Streptophyta; Magnoliopsida; Malvales; Malvaceae
Product: LIM domain-containing protein PLIM2c
Exons: 2
Coding region: 117-479 (120 amino acids)
Biological process (GO): actin filament bundle assembly
Cellular component (GO): plasma membrane; actin cytoskeleton
Molecular function (GO): actin filament binding
Source: RefSeq, a predicted model, not a curated record